Micropterus dolomieu (smallmouth bass) is the source of this 3385-nucleotide messenger RNA. It is a transcript of the gene prdm5, whose product is annotated as PR domain containing 5. Bases 124 to 2019 code for a protein of 631 amino acids. NCBI's taxonomy places the organism in Eukaryota, Metazoa, Chordata, Actinopteri, Centrarchiformes, Centrarchidae. The transcript has 16 exons. The record is from RefSeq and is a predicted model, not a curated record. Gene Ontology annotation, molecular function: RNA polymerase II cis-regulatory region sequence-specific DNA binding; DNA-binding transcription factor activity, RNA polymerase II-specific; protein binding. Gene Ontology annotation, biological process: negative regulation of DNA-templated transcription; regulation of transcription by RNA polymerase II. Gene Ontology annotation, cellular component: nucleus.
UUCAACCUUGGACCACUGCACGGAGAAACUAUCUGCUCUAAAUUCACACUGACAAUGCUUAUUCACUUCCGCUGACAUAUCUGAUAGCCAACUAAUUGUCAUUGAAGGAAACGUUUCCGAGUAAUGACAAUGUUGGGUAUGUAUGUGCCAGACAGAUUCUCUCUGAAAUCGUCAAACGUCCAGGAUGGAAUCGGUCUUUACACGGCGAGGCGAGUGAAAAAGGGAGAAAAGUUUGGCCCUUUUGCGGGUGAGAAAAAGCUGCCUAGUGAGCUGGAUGAAAGCUCGGACACCAGGCUUAUGUGGGAGGUCCGUGGCAGUAAAGGAGAUGUACUGUAUAUUCUGGAUGCUAGUAACCCACGCUAUGCCAACUGGCUGCGGUUUGUCCAUCAGGCGCCUUCACAAGAGCAGAAGAACUUGGCAGCCAUUCAGGAUGGAGAGAACAUCUUUUACCUGGCUGUGGAUGACAUAGAAACAGACACAGAGCUCCUAAUAGGCUACCUGGACAGUGAUAUGGAGGAAGAGGAGGAAGAUGAAGAAGAGGAGGUCAUCAAAGAUGAAGACGAAAACAGUAAAGAUGCCAAACAUCUCGUUGAAAUGGAACUAGUAAUAAAAAAGGAGGACCACCCCUGCCUGCUGUGUGAGAGCAGUUUUCCCAGUGAGGAGAUCCUGGCUGCCCACCUCCAGAGUCUGCACCAGAGGCCCAGCACAGAGGAGAAGGACUUCAAAUGCAGGAACUGUGGCAAGAAGUUCCCCAUCAAACAGGCUCUGCAGCGCCAUGUUUUGCAUUGUUCUGAGUCACUGGAUCCAUCAGUUGACUCUAAAGCGCACCAGUGCUCCCUCUGCCACAACACGUUCAGCUCCGAAUCUAGCUUUGAACAACACAAGGAGGCCUGUAAAGGAGAUGCCAGGUUCAUCUGUAAAGCAGAGAGCUGUGGCAAAAGAUUCAAGAGCAAGGAUGCUCUGAAGAAACAUAAAGGAAAUGUUCACACAGGGAGUGCACGCCGGAAACUCACAUGCACUAUUUGCAACAGGAAAUGCUCCUCCUCUCUGAAUCUACAAGAACACAGAAAGGUACAUGAAAUAUUUGACUGCCACGCAUGUGACAAGAAGUUCAUUUCUACAAAUCAGCUAAAACGCCAUAUGAUCACGCACUCAGAGAAGCGACCAUAUACCUGUGAGAUCUGUAGCCGUUCGUUUAAGCGUCUGGACCAGGUGACGGCUCAUAAGAUCAUCCACAGCGAGGACAAACCAUACAAAUGUAAGCUGUGUGGGAAAGAGUUUGCUCACCGCAACGUCUACAAGAAUCACAAGAAGACCCACUCUGAGGAAAGACCCUUCCAGUGUGAGGAGUGCAAAGCGCUGUUCCGCACCCCCUUCUCUCUACAGCGUCACUUACUCAUCCACAACAGUGAGAGGACAUUCAAGUGUGACCAGUGCGACGCCACGUUCAAGAGGAAGGACACGCUCAACGUCCACAUCCAGGUGGUCCACGACGGCCAUAAGAAGUAUAAGUGCGACCUGUGUGAGAAGGCCUUUGUCACGCCUUCUGUCCUCAAGAGCCACAAGAAGACACACACGGGGGAGAAGGAGAAGAUCUGCCCAUACUGCGGACAAAAGUUUGCCAGCAACGGCACGCUAAGGGUCCACAUCCGCAGCCAUACAGGUGAGCGUCCAUACCAGUGCCCGUACUGUGACAAAGCGUUCAGCAAGAACGAUGGCCUGAAGAUGCACAUCCGCACACACACCCGUGAGAAGCCGUAUAAAUGCAGCGAGUGUAACAAAGCCUUCAGCCAGAAGAGAGGACUGGACGAGCACAUGAGGACCCACACAGGAGAGAAACCUUUCCAAUGUGAUGUGUGCGACCUGUCAUUCAGCUUGAAGAAGAUGCUCAGCAGGCAUAAGCUCACACACAACCCUAACCGGCCCAUGGCAGAAUGCCAGCUGUGCCAUAAGAAGUUCACCAGGAACGACUACCUCAAAGUACAUAUGGAGAAUGUCCACGGGGAAACAGAGAGCUAGAGCCAAUUAUGGAACUACUGGCUGAAAAUGAUAUCUGAUUCCUCAGAUAAAGUUCAGCCUCAUGCUUCAUGCAACCAGCAUGGGCUGUACAUACUGUAUACACAGAUGGAUAGAUAGCAGGAAUGUUGUUAUUAAAGAAACAUACAUGUAGGAUAUGGAAAACAUUUGGACGAGUAUUUCAAAACUGAAACAUAGGCAGUGCAUUUUUUUAUUUCUUUGUCACAAUGUUUAGAUAUUGUUUUGGAUAUUUGAACAACAAAAAUCGGCAAAAAAACAAACAAACAAAAAAAAAAACCUCAAUGUUUGAGCUGCAUCCAGAGCCGCUGAUUCUGCACACAGAAAUGUCAGACAUUUCACUUCUAGUCUCUGAAUUCUAACCAGUGGUACUGUUCAUACUGUUACGGCCUGACCCCUUCCACUGUACUGACCAACUGUCUGAAUACUUACUGUACAUCUGUGGCCAGAUGUGUCAAAAACACCUGUGACCAAAGACCUUUUAGCGCAUUUCUUUGUUACCUCUACGCUUUCUACAUGUUUCUGCCUUUCUGUUACAUUUUGCACAUGUUCUUUGCUGUCCAAACAUGUUUAAUAUUUAGACUCUAUCGAGCCCCAAGAGCAUACUUCAAAACCGUGUUGCAUGUUUAUUAUUUCAAAAAAGAAGUAUUAAAACAGGAUGGUCGAACAGGAGAUGGAGAGGUGGAGCCAGAGAAUAUAAACAUACUGUCUUCUUUUUCAGAGCUACUACGUGCACUCAUUUUUAAAGCAUUAUGAAUGGCCCCAGGAAAACUUGCAGGGUUCUUGGUUCUUGUCUUGUAAUGUGGGAUAGCUGAUUGGAAGUGAAGAAUGAAAUUUGAAGAUUUUGCCUGUAACAUCUUAUUUCUGUUUUUAGGUAUAACCUGGUAGACAACUUUAAAACUGUUUUGCACCUACAUUAUUAACUUAAGAUUAAUAAGUUCACCUAUCCCUUCCUUUCCCGUGGCCUUUUGGUGCUUAAAGUGUGAUACUGUUUCUGGGUCCCGAAUUGUAUUAGGGACAAAAAAAACAUCCAAAGUACUGUGUGUGUGAGUGUGUGUGACUUUUGUAAUGAAUUGUGGAGUAUGUUUUCACAUGAAUGAUCCAGGGUUAUUGUGCCGUACAGUAUGUGUUUACUUCUUCUUUAUUAAUCAUUGUUCAAAACUGUAUUCCAUGUAUUUCAAUAGAAGAUCAAUUCUGUACUGUUUUAUAUCAAGACCAAUUUACUCCCUCAUUUACCGCCCCUUUUGAUUAAUGCACAGUUCCUUCUGUUUAUUCUGCCUUUGUAGACUGCGAAGCGUCACUUCACACGUUUGUAUUUUGAAAUGUAUAAAACCUCAUCACCUACCAAACA